This is a messenger RNA of Theobroma umbraticum, 620 nucleotides long. RefSeq names its product histone H4. Gene Ontology annotation, molecular function: DNA binding; structural constituent of chromatin; protein heterodimerization activity. Gene Ontology annotation, cellular component: nucleosome. The record is from RefSeq and is a predicted model, not a curated record. NCBI's taxonomy places the organism in Eukaryota, Viridiplantae, Streptophyta, Magnoliopsida, Malvales, Malvaceae.
ACGUACGCCACGUCUCUCGACCGCCUAAACUUGAAACAACGAUCUGUUUUCACACUUUCAUUCUCUGGAAACCAACUUUCACAAGAAAAUGUCUGGCCGUGGAAAGGGAGGCAAGGGUCUGGGAAAGGGGGGAGCCAAGAGGCACAGGAAGGUGCUCCGAGAUAACAUUCAGGGUAUCACCAAGCCGGCGAUUCGAAGGUUGGCUCGUAGAGGUGGUGUGAAGAGGAUCAGCGGCUUGAUCUACGAGGAGACACGUGGCGUCCUCAAGAUCUUUCUGGAAAAUGUAAUCCGUGACGCGGUUACCUAUACGGAGCACGCUAGGCGAAAGACUGUUACUGCCAUGGACGUCGUCUACGCUCUCAAGAGGCAGGGCAGGACUCUCUACGGUUUCGGUGGUUAGGUUGAUUUAGCGGGGUUGAUUGCUUGGAUUGUAAAUCUUUUGCAUCAGUUUGUUGUAGGCUUUUGUUUGACUCUUCUGUAGUUGGAUGUUUUAGGCUUUUAUUGUUUUGGUUUCUAUUGUUAGAAUGUAUUUUGAUUUCAUUCUGAAACGAAAUUUGUCUCAGAAUUUCAUGUUGAAAUUCAAUUUAAGUUCUUAAUAUUGUCUUUUAAAAAUUGUGAUU